CUUUUUAUUUUCCUUCCAGGAAGUAGCAUUUUUGCGCUGGCUUACGUCCCAAAUCACCCUGAAGACACAACAAAUGUUUUAAAAAGUGUAGAAAGUUGCCAUGACGGAUUCUUUAGAGCGCUCCACAAAGAUUAGCCUGCUGAGGGAACCUGUUUGGAAGAAACUUUGCGACGUGUUGGACAAAUCCGACAAUAAUAAAGGAUGGAGAAAACUUGGAGAAAUUGUUGGCAAUGACAAGCGGCUGAAAGUCAGCUCAGAUGAAAUGGAGAUGUGCUCUCUGAAGGUGCUGCAGGUGGAGGGCAGUCCCAGCCACAUGCUGCUGAGGCUUCUGGGAGAGCGAGGAUGUACUGUGGCUCACCUGAGCGAGUACCUGCAAACCCUGGGCAACACUCAGGCCUUGGACUGUCUCAAACCUCCAGCAUUACAGAUUCUCAUUCAGCCUCAGUCAGUGGCUCUUGUGUCUGGGCAUAAUCUGCGUCUCAGCUGUCAGGCUGUGGCCAAUGGGCCUGUGGAAUAUCAGUGGUUUAAAUCAAGAGAUGAGGUUCCCAACAGCUCCUCUCCAGACCUGAUCAUUAGUCCCGUUCAACCAGAAGAUGCAGGAUUUUACAUUUGCAGGGUCAACUCUGGAGAGGCUUUUGAGUUUAGCCAAUGGGCACAAGUGGACGUCCUGAAUUUUGCGUCAGUUUCCAGGCAGAGUUUGAGUUCUUUGGAGGGCAGAACUAAAGUGGUGAUCCAGCCUCAGCCACAGCAUUUGCACAUCGGAGAAUCUCUGCAUCUUGAAUGUGGCGCAGUGGGGCGGCCGAUCCCUCACUAUCAGUGGUACAGAAACAGAGUGCCAAUCCCCAACGCCAAAAAAAGAAACCUUGUGAUUUCUCAAGUCACGGUGGAGAACCAGGGCAAAUACAGAUGUGAGAUUAUCAGUGACAAAGACACUCUCUGGACUACUGAAGUUGAUGUAGUUAUAUCACCCAGGAUAUCAGUGCAGAUUUCAGGGGCAGUGGAGUGCUCUGAAGAUGACAUGUUUGCAAUCGAAGCAGGUUCCAGUGAAUUAUUUCUAAAUGUCAUACCUGAACAACUGUAUGCGACUGACAAAGUGGCGCUGCUGAUUGGAAACCUGUCCUAUCAGAAUCACCCGCAGCUCAAGGCUCCCAUGGUGGACGUCUAUGACCUCACAAACCUUCUCCGGCAGCUCAACUUUAAGGUGGUCUCUCUGUUGGACCUCACAGAGUCCGAGAUGAGGAAUGCUGUGGAUGAAUUUCUGUUACUGCUUCACAAGGGGGUCUAUGGCCUGCUGUACUAUGCUGGUCAUGGUUAUGAGAACUAUGGUAACAGCUUCAUGGUUCCUGUGGAUGCACCUAAUCCUUACCAUUCAGCAAACUGCCUCUGUGUGCAAAGUAUUCUCAAACUGAUGCAAGAGAAGGAGACUGGUCUGAAUGUGUUUCUCCUGGACAUGUGCAGGAAGAGGAAUUUCCACGAUGACAGCACUACAAACAUAGUCCUGAGAGUCACAGCUAACAUUGUGUUUGGAUAUGCCACUUGUCAGGACGCAGAGGCCUUCGAGUUGAGCUCAGCUGGACUGAUCAACGGUGUGUUUGUGAAGUUCCUAAAGAAGCGGCUUCUCGAUGAUGAGAAGAUUACUGUGGUGUUGGACCGAGUUGCUGAAGACAUGGGUCAGUUUGAUGCUACAAAAGGGAAACAGGCUCUGGAAAUCCGCAGUAGUUUGUCUGAGCGAAGGGCCCUGACUGACCCCAUCCUGCCCGAGGAGAGGGUAGAUCUGCACCACCACAGCCAACAAUGGGCCAAAGCUCACGAGCUUCCUGAGAGCAUGUGUCUGGAUUUUGACUGCGGAGCACGGAUCAAGUUGGGUUUUGCAGCGGAGUUUUCAAAUGUACUUGUCAUUUACACUCACAUUGUGAAGAAACCAGAGGACAUGUCCUUCUGCCAGGCUCAUGUCACAGACUUUUCAGUUGAUCUCGAUGUGGGUCCCAAAGAAAUGAAUCGAGAGACUCCAGAGGAAACGGGCAUCUACCUCCUGUCCAGCAGUCUCCCCGAGCAUUGUCUUUACACAAGGAUUAGCUCCCUGCAGAAGCUAAAGGAAGAGCUCGUGUUUACAGUGUGUCUUCAGGGCACCUUUAACACGAUGGAGGAUGAUCCUGUCUACUGGACCAAGAGCGUCAACAUCGGUAAACCUCUCAUCGCCCGACUGGAUCUACACGGGGCCAUGCGCAGAAACAGCUGCCUCCAGACAUGCCCAAUGCCCCAUAGCCCCUCAGUGAGCCCCUGCCACAGUCCCGGGCCGGACCACCAUCCCCACCUCCACUGCAGUGCCCACCAGGUACUAGACUACAACCGCCUGUCCCCCCUGCUUCACUAUCAGGACGGACACGAGCGUGUUCAAGGGGCGUGUGCGCUCGGAGGAGGAGGGGAGUCUUAUUAUGAAAACAUGAGCCUGCCCUACCUCGAGCCAGGUAAUGACCUCAGGCUCUCCAGUUCUCCGGGUCGAGCCAGCAUUCCCAUAGAAGCAACUGACGACAUCAACGAACUGCAAACUGUUUUUAUCAACAGCCUCCAGCUCCACCAGCAGUGAGCUCUGCUGCUGGUCAGACUCUCAGCUGCUGCCUUUUUAAAUUUAAUAGUUUUGUAGAAAAACUGUCUGUAAAAUGAAUGUUAUGUGAAACUGACCCUUAAGAUAGGAAAUAUACUAAAUCAUACCUGACAGUUUUGCACAUAAUUACGCAUUAAAUGCACAUAGCAGGAUUUACAAAUAAAUAAAAUAAACUGAUAAAAAGGUUAAAAA
Periophthalmus magnuspinnatus is the source of this 2797-nucleotide messenger RNA. RefSeq names its product MALT paracaspase 1 (gene malt1). Gene Ontology annotation, biological process: proteolysis. The record is from RefSeq and is a predicted model, not a curated record. The coding region runs from base 101 to 2587 and encodes 828 amino acids. Lineage: Eukaryota; Metazoa; Chordata; Actinopteri; Gobiiformes; Gobiidae. The transcript has 17 exons. Gene Ontology annotation, molecular function: cysteine-type endopeptidase activity.